GCAUUAAAGAGAAGUGAGAUAUUUUACACUAUAUAACACAACAGGAGCUGAUUCUGCUUAUAUUCUUUAUAGUUUGUGCUCUCCUUGGAUGUUUAAAGGUGAUCCUAAAGGUUUUCUCAAGGUGUUAAGGACACUGGUGUGGAGGUUGGAAGUUUAAGUUUCCGCUCUGUUUCUGACCCACCUCUGCUCCCUCACCUGCAGCGUGCCCACCUUUAUCUGGGCCUUAUAAAUACUAAAUAAGAGAUAACGCAUGCAUCACACUCUGGGGCGACAUCCAGGGUACAACUUUUACUGUAAAGAAGAAUGAAACAGAGCACGAGACGCUAACACAAACCUGAAAGAGUCUCAAAGUAUUUGUGGAGGGAAAGGAGAGAGGAGAUACAUACAUUGAAUUUGAUUGAUUCAACAUGGCCACCUUGAAGGAGAAGAGGACCUGUGGGCAGCGAUGUGAAGACUUUGGCCGCUUUGUCUGGAACUCAGACAAUGGGACAUUUAUGGGCAGAACACCAGAGAAAUGGGUGUACAUCAGUCUGUAUUAUGUGGCCUUCUACGUGGUGAUGACGGCCCUCUUUUCUCUGGCCAUCUGGGUGCUCAUGUACACUCUGGAUCCGUACGCGCCUGAUUACCAAGACCGGUUAAAAUCGCCGGGGGUGAUGGUGUGGCCGGACACGUACGGAGAGGAGAUUGUUGAAAUCAACUACAACACAUCAGACAAGGCCAGCUGGAUGAAGAUGUCCAACAUCCUCCAUAAGUUCCUGAAACCGUACAACGACACCCUGCAACAGGAAUGCAACACCUACAACUGCACAAAGGGAAAGUACUUCAUCCAGAAGACCUUUUCUGCCCCCCAUCACACCAAGUGGGCAUGCCCUUUCACGCAAAGCAUGCUGGGACCGUGUUCAGGCCUCGAGGACCCCACCUUUGGGUACAACUGCACCAUGCCUUGUGUUGUCAUUAAAAUGAACCGGGUUAUUGACUUUUUGCCAUCCAAUAUAACUGGUGUUGCACCUUAUGUCAACUGCACUGUACUGGAGGGAUGUGACAAUGUGGAAAAAAUCGAGUAUUUCCCUGCAAAUGGAAACAUGGAUCUCUCCUACUUCCCUUACUAUGGAAAGCUGGCGCAGCCUACCUACGUCAACCCGCUGGUGGCUGUUCGCUUCAACCUGGUUGGAAAGAAAUACGCCAAGAUCCAGUGCAGAGUGGUUUCUGACAAAAUCAGCUACCAAAACUUCCAUGACCCCUAUGAGGGAAAAGUCAUCUUCUACCUCAAAGCAAUGAAAUGACGCAACAGGAGGGAGGAUAGAUCCUCAAUAAUCAUCAGCAGUUCACGGAACACAAUGCAGAAAUGACUUGAUUUACUAUCUAACAACCUUUUACAGUGAAAAAAAUCUAAAUCUUACCAAGCAUGUUUUUCC
This is a messenger RNA of Sphaeramia orbicularis (orbiculate cardinalfish), 1415 nucleotides long. RefSeq names its product potassium-transporting ATPase subunit beta. Bases 408 to 1283 code for a protein of 291 amino acids. Gene Ontology annotation, biological process: sodium ion export across plasma membrane; intracellular sodium ion homeostasis; intracellular potassium ion homeostasis. NCBI's taxonomy places the organism in Eukaryota, Metazoa, Chordata, Actinopteri, Kurtiformes, Apogonidae. The transcript has 7 exons. Gene Ontology annotation, cellular component: sodium:potassium-exchanging ATPase complex. The record is from RefSeq and is a predicted model, not a curated record. Gene Ontology annotation, molecular function: ATPase activator activity.